Messenger RNA from Malus domestica (apple), 3145 nucleotides. RefSeq names its product putative disease resistance protein RGA3. The record is from RefSeq and is a predicted model, not a curated record. NCBI's taxonomy places the organism in Eukaryota, Viridiplantae, Streptophyta, Magnoliopsida, Rosales, Rosaceae. Gene Ontology annotation, molecular function: ADP binding; protein binding. Gene Ontology annotation, biological process: defense response to other organism.
UUAGACCUAUUUGUCUAGCCGACCCAUAUUCUUAUGUCCAAAUUUUGCCAGAAGAAAAUACCAUACCAAUCCCGCACUUCUCAGUUCAGAUAUCUUGGUUUUCUCUGUUUCCACUGCUAACAGAAAGAUGGCUGAGGCACUCAUUUCUGUGCUGCUCCAAAAUUUGGCUUCGGUAACUUACCAAUACGGCGAAGAAGAGGUGAAGUUGGUUUUGAAUGCGGAGAAAGAUGUUCAAGAAUUCGAGGCCAAACUUAAAGCGAUUCGUGCUGUGCUUGCGGAUGCGGAGCUGAGGCAAGUGAAGGAGGCCAGCGUCAGAAAUUGGCUGGAGGGGCUGACAGAGGUGUCGUACAAGAUGGACGAUGUGCUGGAUGAGUGGAACACUGAAAUACUGAAACAACAAAUUGAGAAACAAGAAGAGAACGGUGGAAGUACUUCUCUUGUUACUGAGAAGAAGAUGAAGUCGGUAUGUUUCUCUAUUCCAUCCUCUUGCUUUUGUUUCGGCCAAGUCCAUCGGAUAAUUCUUCAUCGUGACAUUGCUCUUAAGAUCAAAAGUCUGAAUGAAAAUUUAGAUGAGAUUGCAAAGCAAAGAGAAACAUAUAACUUUCGAUUCACAGAGAGAAUAAUCAGUGAACAACCUGAGCGAGAGAAAACUUCUUCUUUUGUUGAUGAAUCUAUCAUAUUUGGUAGAGAACAACAAAAGGAAGUUUUGGUUAGCAAGUUGUUGAAUGAGAGUAGUCAAGAAGAGACGGGCCUCCUUGUCAUCCCUAUUGUCGGGAUGGGAGGAAUGGGAAAGACAACUUUGGCCCAACUGGCUUUUAACGAUGAAAAUGUUAAAGCUUGUUUUGGGAUAAGAAUAUGGGUUUGUGUUUCAGACCUUUUUGAUGAGAUGAAAAUUGUUAAAGCCAUCAUCUCUGGUGCUAAAGCUGUCAGCCCAAAUUCGGAUGAGUUGGAAGAUUUCUUUCAGUGUAUGUCUGAAUCCAUUAAGGGAAAGAAGUUUCUCCUUGUCCUAGACGAUGUGUGGACUGAAGACCAAAGAAAGUGGGAGAAAUUGAAGUUGCCAUUAAUACAAGGUGGCGCCCAUGACAGUAGAAUAUUGGUGACCACUCGAAAACAGGAGGUUGCUGAUAUGAUGGGAGCUCCCACGCGCACAAUCUAUUUGGAGAGGUUGAGCGAACAAAAUUGUUUGUCAAUAUUCAACCGCAUGGCAUUUUAUAAUAGGGAUAAGGAUGGUGUGUUGGAAGCCAUUGGUGAAGAAAUAGCAAAAAAGUGCAAGGGUUUGCCUCUUGCUGCAAAGACUUUGGGUAGUCUCAUGCGUUACAAGAAAACGAGGAAAGAAUGGCAAGAAGUUUUGAACAGUAAGAUAUGGGAACUUGAAGAGGUUGAGCAACAAGUUUUCCAACCACUAUUACUGAGUUAUUUUGAUUUGGCACCUACGGUCAAACGAUGCCUUUUAUAUUGUGUUAUCUUUCCAAAAGAUCAUUUGAUCGAUAAAAAUUAUUUGAUUGAGUUGUGGAUGUCACAAGAUUACCUCUAUUCGAAAGGAAACACAGAGAAGGAAAUAAUUGGCCGAAGGUGUUUUGAUAAUUUAGUAAUGCGGUCUUUCUUCCAAGACUUUGAAAAAGACGACAAUGGAAAUAUCGGGAGGUGUAAAAUGCAUGAUAUUGUGCACGAUUUUCUGCAGUAUCUUACUCAACAUGAAUGCUUUACAAUGGAGGUUAAGGGUGGUAACAAUACAAUAAAUCCCUUGGGUGAUAAGAUCCGCCAUUUGACCUUAAUGCUUGCACCUGAGGGUCCACUCUCAUGUGUUUCGUUUUCCAGCUACGAUCUACGUACUCUUGCCACUUUUGAUUCAAAAUUUAAUGUUGUGAACUCAACUUUGUUCUCGCAGUUGAAACAUCUUAGGACAUUAAAUUUGAGUGGUCAUUGUAUUGAAGUGCUUCCGGAAGAGAUAGGUGAAAUGGUGCAUCUGAGGUUUAUUGAUCUGUCCAAAAAUCCUUUGAAAAGGCUACCGAAUGGGGUGUGUAAUUUAUACAAUUUGCAGACUUUGCGCCUUGUUGAGUGUGAAGAACUUGAAAGUCUACCUCAGAGCAUGGGAAAGUUGAUUAACUUAAAGCAUCUGUAUGUUUGGGGUUGUCGUAAUCUGAAGUACUUGCCGAAGGGGAUUGGGAGAUUAACAAAUCUAAGAGGAUUAGAUCGGUGCCCUGUCAGCGGUGGUAAAGACGACGAUGAAGCGUUCAAAUUGGGAGAUUUGAGAAACUUAGACCAACUUCAGGGGGGACUUUCGAUAGUAAUUGAUGGGGAUGUGAAAGUUGCAGCGGGUGAGGGUGAGAAAGCAUCACCCCUGGGGAACAAACAACAAAUCUUAGAAUUGAGUAUAUCUCUUUUUGGUUGUGGAAGAAGUGCAGAAACACUGAAUUUUUUACGACCGCAUCCAAAUUUGGAAUAUUUAGAAAUUAGAGGGCAUAAUGAAAGCACUGCCCCCAACUGGAUCAUGUCAUUAAACAAUUUGAGAUUUCUUGUUCUUUCUACAUGGGAAUGUGAAGUUUUACCUCAUUUGGGAAGAUUGCCGUCCCUCGAAGGACUGGCGCUUCUUGGUAUGAAAGGAGUAAAAAAGGUUGGAGUUGAGUUUCUGGGAAUAGAAAAGGAAACGUCAUCAGCAUCAUCAUGCAUUACUCUAUUCCCAAAACUUAAAGAACUAGGAUUUUUGGAAAUGGAGGCGUGGGAAGAGUGGAAAGGAGUGGCAGAGUGGAAGGAAGAGGAUUCUCAUAUUACCAUAAUGCCAUGCCUUUCUUCUUUGAAGUUUGAGAACUGCGAAUCGCUAAAAACAUUGCCAGACUUCUUGCGGAAAACACCACUUCAAACACUUGUCAUCAACCACUCUGGCAAUCUUGCACGAGGCUGCCAAAAAGGCAGAGGAAAGGAAUGGCCCAAGAUUUCUCACAUCCCCAACAUCAAAAUCACAGGUAGAUUACCUUUUUUUUCUGACGAUGAGGGUGACGUCAUAUUCUAAGCAGAGGAUGCUGUUUAGUUGCAUGAGAGGCCGUCCAUUUCUGAAAGUUUCACAAGCACGCUUUUGGGAGGGCGGCAGACCUAAAAAAACUGGAUUCACCAAGACCCUCCAGUUGUCUGGUUUAGCUGCUAGCAG